Vicia villosa (hairy vetch) is the source of this 1209-nucleotide messenger RNA. RefSeq lists its product as uncharacterized. The record is from RefSeq and is a predicted model, not a curated record. The coding region runs from base 1 to 1209 and encodes 402 amino acids. The transcript has 6 exons. NCBI's taxonomy places the organism in Eukaryota, Viridiplantae, Streptophyta, Magnoliopsida, Fabales, Fabaceae.
AUGGCUGAAGGUCUUGCAGGCUUGGUGAGGCAGGCUUCGUUGGUAGGUAUGUUCAAAGGUUUUAAAGUAGCUACUGAUGUAGAGUAUAGCCUGCUACAAUUUGCGGACGACACUAUCCUAUUCGGGGAAGGCUGUUCCACUUUUUUUUUGCAAGUAGCAGCAGUUUUCCUUGGAUGCAAGGUUGACCAUUUUCCUCUCAAGUUCUUGGGUUUUAUGGUGGGUGGUAAUCAAAGGUUUAUCAUUUUUUGGAAGCCGGUGAUUACGUCGUUGAAAGCAAAACUACCGGCCUGGAAAGUGUCAUCUAAAGUGGUUAAGGAUAUUAGAGCAAUGCAAAGGAAGUUCUUAUGGGAAGGUGUGGUGGAUAAGGUAGGUGUGACGUGGGUCAGAUGGGAUAUUGUUUGCAGGUCAAGAAAACAUGGGGGACUUGGUGUUAAGGAUAUUGGUAAAUUUAAUAAAGCAUUAUUAUCAAAGUGGAUUUGGAUAUUUUUGGUUGAGGAGGAAGCUAUUUGGUAUGGUGUGAUAAAGGAAAGAUAUGGCGAUUUGAAAUCAAGAUUAUGGAAUUGUGAAGAUGGUUUCUAUGACUCAAAAGAUUCAUUUUGGUCGAGGAAUUUAAUGGAGUUGUGUACUAAUCAUCAAGGAAUCUUGUAUAAUAUGACAGUUAAAGUAGGAAACGAGAAUGUUACCCAGUUUUGGAACUCUCGAUGGUUAGGCACAUGUUCCCCGAGCUGUAGAGGUGUUAGGUUUGGAGGCGUCUGCAGAAUUGGAAGAGCUGAAAGCAUGUUAAUUGAUAUCCAAUUGAAUGUUAAUUCUGGAGACGUGAUCAUAUGGCCUUUUGACGUAUCAAAAUGUUUUACGGAUAGAUUGCCGGCAAGGAAACAACUCAUGUGUAGAGGGAUCAUAAUGCAGAAUCAUGAAGCCCUUUGUGUUUUCUGUCAGCUACAUAUUGAAGAGCCAAAUCAUUUGUUUAUUCACUGUCCAAAGCUCCAUAGGCUAUGGGUAAGAUUACUUCAUUGGUUGGAUUUAGAUGACCAGCUUGCUGUAGAUUGUUGCAGCCAACUUUUGAUGGGUGUACAUUCGUUGUCGGUUUUUGACAGUGAGGAAAUAUUUCAUUUGAUCCUUUGGCAUACUUGGUGGUGGCUUGCAAUAGUAGCUAAGGAUAGAAUUACGUGUACCUUUUAUGAGUGGUUUAAAAAUUCGUUUUUGGUGUAG